AUGAACAUAAUCGUGUCCCUUCAUGGAAGCCAUUCAAUUCUAGCGCCAACUAGAUUCUAUACACGAGGCGGUGGGUUGCUUUUCGGACUGCCUAAGUUGAGGUUUUACCGUAUCGUUCGAAACGUCGGAAAUCAUGGUUUCCGAAGAGUACAAAACUGCAGUUGCAAGGAAUUAGCCGCCAAGGUAGCAGAGGAGAAGGAAGCAGAGGCCAAGAAAUUAGCCGACGUGGAAGCAGCGGCUAAGGCGGCUCGCGCUAAGGUAGCGGCGGCUAAGUAUGCCGCUGUUAGGAAAGCAGUCACUGAGGCAGCAGCGGCUCAGUACGCAGCCGCUAUGGCGGAGCGCGGCCUUAAACCACCAUCCCGUAACGAUGAUGAUGGUGUCCCCGGGUCGAAUCAAGAUCCAUGGAAGGAUUACUUCGAGAUGAUGCACAACAGCCAGGGUUUUGACAUUAAGUGUACUCCUGAUGAUAAUAGCCGCGAAGCAACAAUCGUACCUUUCAAAGUUACAGAAGAAGGCAGCGCUGAUGUCCGUAAAAUGUGCGAGGGAUGCAUUCUGUUGUACAACCAGAGAAAUGAUCAGAACUACGAGUAUCAUGACGGGGGAGUUGAGAACGUGGCAUUUACCCGUACACCUGAUUAUUCUCUAUAUUAUAUUACCUUCAGAGCUUCUCAAGGUGUUGACUCGAACAAACCGGUAAUCUUUCUAGGAAGGCAUGUUGUUUGUCAUCUUACUUCUGAGGAGGAGAAGAGAGGGGCCUUGGAGAGGAUGCCCUUGUUUUGCAACAAGAGAGAUGUGGCCCUCUCAGAUUGGGAACAGAGAAAGGAUCAGCCCUGCACACUUGGUUGCUGUAAACGUUAUAACAUUUACGCUGGUACUAGUAGCACAUAUCGUAAAUACGUCUGCGAUUCCUGGAAGAAGAAUGGAGCCCCCUUUUCACACCCUCUUGGGCACAAGGAGGAGCAAGCAACCUAUCCGCAAGCACAGGAUGCUAUGUCGCGUUGA
Molecule: messenger RNA, 1002 nt
Organism: Oldenlandia corymbosa var. corymbosa
Lineage: Eukaryota; Viridiplantae; Streptophyta; Magnoliopsida; Gentianales; Rubiaceae
Source: the annotation of a GenBank genome assembly